This is a messenger RNA of Conger conger (European conger), 1809 nucleotides long. RefSeq names its product dnaJ homolog subfamily B member 6-like. The record is from RefSeq and is a predicted model, not a curated record. NCBI's taxonomy places the organism in Eukaryota, Metazoa, Chordata, Actinopteri, Anguilliformes, Congridae. Gene Ontology annotation, biological process: positive regulation of proteasomal ubiquitin-dependent protein catabolic process; protein refolding. Gene Ontology annotation, cellular component: endoplasmic reticulum membrane; cytosol. Gene Ontology annotation, molecular function: ATPase activator activity; Hsp70 protein binding.
CACUGGGAAGUGACGUCAAAAUAUCCAAGGAACAAGCUAGAAAUACGUAAAGAAUUUCCGGAGACGCAUACCGUCUGUUUCAAACGCACUAGCUAGAAAGAUAGCUAGUGAUAAGGCGAAAAAAACAGCGGUCAUUGGAAUACAAGCGCGCCAGACAAAGGAAUAACGAAAUCGAGCUAUUGGUAGCUCAAGUGGAGGUUGAAGACGAAGUCGCUGAAGGACCGGGGCAGCCAUGGUGGAGUACUACCACAUUCUGGGAGUGCAGAGAAACGCCUCUCAAGAAGACAUCAAAAAAGCGUACAGGAAACUGGCUCUAAAAUGGCAUCCGGACAAGAACCCGGAGAACAAAGAUGAGGCGGAGCGGAAGUUCAAAGAGCUCUCUGGCUAUGAAGUCCUGUCAGACGCACGCAAGAGGGACACCUACGACAGAUACGGCAAAGAUGGGUUAACCGGGGGAGGAGGAGGAGGUCACUACGACGACCACUUCGGCGGAGGGUUCACAUUCCGCAAUCCCGAGGACGUCUUCAGGGAAUUCUUCGGGGGACGAGAUCCGUUUGCCGAGUUAUUUGGUGGGGGCGACCCCUUUGAUGACCCCUUCUUCGGCGGGGGCCGGAGGCAGCACCACCACCACCAGCGGGGCGUGAGCCGGAACCGGGCGGGCGGGCCCUUCUUGCCCGGGUUCGGGUUCCCGCCGUUCGGCGCCGGGUUCGGAGGCUUCGACCCAGGAUUCGGUCACAUGGCCAGCUUCGGUCACAUGGGCGGCAUGGGCCAGUUAGGGGGCGGCGGUGGCUUCACCUCGUUCUCGUCCACGUCGUUCGGCGGGGGAGGGGGAGGGGGAGGGGGAGGGGGAGGGGGCGGCGGCGGGAUGGGCAACUUCCGCUCCGUCUCCACCUCCACCAAAAUCGUCAACGGCAGGAAGAUCACCACGAAAAGGAUCGUGGAGAACGGGCAGGAGCGCGUGGAGGUGGAGGAGGACGGACAGUUAAAGUCUCUGACCGUGAACGGUAAGGAGCAGCUCCUCAGACUGGACAACAAGUAGCCUCCUGGCAAAAACAAAACAAAAAAAAAAACAAAAAACAAAACAAAAUGGCGGCCCAAAAGAAAAGUGCAGAUGUUUUCCGAUGUUUCUGUGUCCAAAUUUCACAUUCGUAGGUCAAUUUAUUUUCCAUAUUUUGGUUUGUUUGUAUUUAUGAAUGGGAACCUGUGGCAAUCAUGGGUAGGCGCUGGCGUUUUUAGUCUUGUUUACUUGCGUUUCGGGACCAUUAUGUUGGUAGGACCAGAGAAGUUGUUUUUGUCUGUAAAGCACUUUGCUGUAUCGCAUUCUCCACUAAUGCACUUGGCCUUUCUUUUGUUUUUAUUUUAUUAUUUUAUUUUAUUUUUUUGCAAAAACAAAACUGUACAUUUGUAUGAAGCAUGGAAUUGCUUUGUCACUUGGAUUUUAAACUUGCCAGAUUGGAAUACCUAACCCUUGCUUAAUAUUCAAACCAGUUCACUAGUUUCUAACCUCUGCCAUUUUCUUUGUUUUUGUAAAUGCCGGUAGCUACUAGAUUAAUAGUAUUAAUAUGCAUUCUCCCAUUUUAUCUUUUGUUUUUGUGUGAUUUUCUUUCCAUUCUGCAUGAAUGCCAAUAAUAGCUGUUUAUAUUCUUAAUGUUGUUGCAUUACCAGAAAAAAAACAAAAAACAAAAACAAAACAAGAACAGAAUAUUAAAAAAAGAAAAUGAGAUCUAUUGCCAGGGGCAGUUUUUGUGUACUUUGUAAAAUGAUUUGGGGGCAACAAUAAAUCUGGAGAUUGAUCCUGUUUUUUGGGGA